Messenger RNA from Dunckerocampus dactyliophorus (ringed pipefish), 3727 nucleotides. Its product is annotated as RING finger protein 145-like. Gene Ontology annotation, molecular function: ubiquitin protein ligase activity; zinc ion binding. NCBI's taxonomy places the organism in Eukaryota, Metazoa, Chordata, Actinopteri, Syngnathiformes, Syngnathidae. Bases 353 to 2422 code for a protein of 689 amino acids. Gene Ontology annotation, cellular component: endomembrane system; endoplasmic reticulum. The transcript is spliced from 13 exons. The record is from RefSeq and is a predicted model, not a curated record.
AUGGCUACUCGGUGAGUUGUGCGGGUCGGCCGCAUCCUGUCAGCGAGAAGCGGCUCCAUUCUCAGGACCCUAACCUGUGGCGGUACCCGUUAAAAUGGUCGAUGGCCACACCGGAAAGCGCACAGAGGCCGUUGCAAAUGUUGUAAACGCCAUACUUUACAUAUGCCGUCUGAUGGUUAUUGCACUGCAGUCGGCACCAGUAAGGGCCUUAAUGUGGGUGGAAGACCGCCCAGUGUCUUGAUGGACAGCCAAUCGGAUCCUCGGCUCAGCGCAGUCCUCUAUAGCACCACCUGCUGGAACAUCGUAUCUGAGUGGUCUCUUCUGUACGGCAGUCAGCGGUUGCACUGAGCUCAUGGCGGUGAAGGAUCGCGUGGAGGCAGUGCUCAAUGUGGGCCUGCGUGUCCCCAGCAUCAUGCUACUGGACAUUCUGUACCGCUGGGACGUCAGCUCCUUCUUUCAGAAGGUCCAACGCUCCAGCCUGUCCAACAACCCUCUGUUCCAGUACAAGUACCUGGCCCUUUACCUGCAUUAUGUGGGUUACAUUCUGAGCCUGGUGCUGCUCACGCUGCCUCGUCAGCACCUGGUCCAACUUUACCUCUAUGUGCUGACUGCCCUGCUCCUCUUUGCUGGCCACCAGGUGUCCAGGGAUUAUGUGCGCAGUGAGCUGGACUCUGGCCACGAGGGACCCGUGUACUUGGAACCUCUCUCCAUGAACAGAUUCACCACAGCACUCGUAGGUCAGCUAGUCGUGUGUACGUUGUGUUCAUGCGUGAUGCAGACCAAAAGGAUUUGGCUCUUCUCGGCUCAUCUGCUUCCUCUGGUGGCCAGACUGUGUCUGGUCCCUCUGGAGACCAUUGUCUUCAUCAACAAGUUCUCCAUGAUCUUCACGGGCCUGGAGGUCAUUUACUUCCUGGCGUCCAACCUUCUGGUGCCGUACAACCUGGCCAAGACUGCCUACAGGGAGCUAGUCCAGGUGGUGGAGGUGUAUGGACUGUUGGCUCUGGGAAUGUCCUUGUGGAACCAACUGGUCCUCCCAGUGCUCUUCAUGUGUUUCUGGCUGCUGCUCUUUGCGCUGCAGAUCUACUCGUACUUCAGCACCAGAGACCAGCCCACCUCUAGAGAGAGGCUCCUCUUCCUCUUCCUCACAAGUAUCGCAGAGUGCUGCAGCACGCCAUACUCCCUCCUGGGUCUGGUCUUCACUGUCUCCUUCAUUGCUCUGGGCGUCCUCACGCUCUGCAAGUUCUACCUGCAGGGCUACCGGGCCUUCAUGAACGACAACACCAUGCACAGGGGCAUGACAGAGGGCAUCACCUUGCUCAUCCUGGCCGUCCAGACCGGACUCAUCGAGCUGCAGGUCAUCCACCGAGCCUUCCUGCUUUCCAUCAUCCUCUUUAUUGUGGUUGCCUCCAUCCUGCAGUCCAUGCUUGAGAUAGCCGACCCCAUCGUUCUGGCACUGGGGGCCUCCAGAGACAAGAGUUUGUGGAAGCACUUCCGAGCUGUAUCACUGUGUUUGUUUCUACUCAUCUUCCCGGCGUACAUGGCUUACAUGAUCUGUCAGUUUUUCCACAUGGACUUUUGGCUCCUCAUCAUCAUCUCUUCCUCCAUUCUCACCUCACUACAGGUGCUGGGCACCCUGCUCAUCUACGUGCUCUUCAUGGUAGAGGAGUUUCGCAAGGCUCCUGUGGAGAACAUGGAUGAAGUAAUCUACUGUGUCAAUGGGACCUACAGGCUGCUGGAGUUCCUGGUGGCGGUGUGCGUGGUCUGUUAUGGCGUGUCUGAGACAGUGUUUGGAGAGUGGAGUGUGAUGGGCAGCACCAUCAUCCUUGUGCAUUCCUACUACAACGUGUGGCUUCGAGCACAGUUGGGCUGGCAGAGCUUUCUGCUGAGGCGGGAUGCUGUCAAUAAAAUCAAAAGCCUACCGACGGCGAGCAACGCUCAGCUGCGCCAGUACAACGACAUCUGCGCCAUCUGCUACCAGGACUUGAACAGCGCUGUCAUCACCCCAUGCAGCCAUUUCUUUCACGCUGGCUGUCUGAAGAAGUGGCUCUAUGUGCAGGAGACGUGUCCUCUUUGUCACGCUCAACUGAAAAGCCAAUCAGCUGCCAGCGCAGCUCCGAACGCAGACACGCCCCCAGCCAACCAGAGGCCUGCAGGACAGGAAGACUCCACAGAUCUUAGGGAGGAUAACACUGGAUAUCAAGAAGGAGAUGCUGGACAUGCCACAAAAUCUUCUGCAUCAUCUUCAUCUUCCACCACCGAGUCAUCUUCCUCCUCUUCCUCCCACAUGGUGGACACCCACCCGUAUCCCCCAUCUCCCACCUCCUCACAGCUGCCCAUCCAAGAGGCUGCUAUGCCAAAUGGCCCGGAACCGCAACCAAUCCCAGGAGUUCUAUUUGGACAAUCACGACUUGUUAGCCCAUGAGCCCCGACCACAUGUGACACACAGACAUGCAUGUAAGCCAACACGCUAACUUGUCCACUGAUUGGCUCUCCCAUUGUGUCCGGAACACUUUCAAAACCACAAUGCCCCUUUUUUAGAACGCAAAAGCCAGGAUUCCCUCCCCCUGCUGGCUGCAAGAAAAAUGACAACUAUGGUAAUUCUACUAUUGAAGUGACAUCACUAGUAGGGCACAAGUACCCUCAUCCUUGCUCAGCCACCUUUGGACGCUUAGACGUCUGACAUUUUAUCACACAACGCCGCCACAUUGCAGUCCAGUGUUACAAAUCCUUGUUAGUUUUGCUUCCUGGCACCCCACCCAUCCAAAAACAUUCCUACCAGCAGUUUGAGCCGCGUGAUGGGGGAACAUGAAGCCACAUAUACGCACUUGUGCGCUGCCUGAACAGUUGUAAUGUUGCAUGCCUCUUAUGUAGAUGCCUGCACAUUUCCACGGCUACCAAGGCAUCUCUUACUUCUUCCCCUGAUGUGCUCCAGUCUCCAAAGCGGUGAUUUGGCUUUUGGGAUUGGUGGGUGGUGUGGCCACAUUUGCAUUGAUGUCAUCUCUAUAAGCGACGAUCCAAAGCUGUCGUGCAACGUCCGUAACCAAACGAGUCAGUUGCCACGUCGAGGCUUCUCAUGUUACUUGUCUUUGGCUUUGCCCUCCAGUCCAUAUGAUGCAUCCUACAGCUGGCGUGAUCACUCUGGUGCCCUCUACUGUUAGGAGUGGGAUCAGCUGGACGCAGACGACUCGGAGUGGCGCCCGUUACCUUAACGCAGUGUUAGCGCUCUUGUCAAGGUCAAAUAACUCCCAGUGCAGGGGUGGGUGGGGACAGUGUUGAGCAUGAAUACAUGAUGAAUGUAGGAUAAGACCUGCCCCCUCCCCCCACACCACUGAAAUGUUUGAUUAUUUUUGUAUGAGAUGAAAUGUAUACUUUGAUGUAUUUUGCACAUGAGCUCCAUGCCAUCACUGGUGACUUCAAAGCACUCAAAGCUGCUUGAAGGAGAUCCUACUGGUCAGCACCACUCCAAAUCCUAGAAAUGUACUCCUGACUGUUAAAGCUCAUCACCUGUUCACUCUAGAACCUUCUAGAACGAGCGUAGCUAUGUUACAAAGCACCUGAGGUGAAGUGUUGACUUGAUCUAGGUCAGAACUUAACCCCAAUCCUGUGGGGGUUCUUGUAGUCCUGUGACUCUUGAGGAUCUUGUGUAAGGAAGGCCAGGUGCAUUGUUGGAUUGUGGCAUUUUUCACAAAUUAAAAUGAAGCAUCCACUCUGCACUGACUUUUUUUCU